Acanthosepion pharaonis is the source of this 978-nucleotide messenger RNA. The record is from the annotation of a GenBank genome assembly. NCBI's taxonomy places the organism in Eukaryota, Metazoa, Mollusca, Cephalopoda, Sepiida, Sepiidae.
AUGGCAGGGAACUUUUGGCAAAGUUCUCAUUAUCAACAAUGGCUCCUAGACAGACAGGACAUUCUUAGGGAACGGCAAGCUGAUUUAAAAGUACUUACCGAAGAUGAAUAUCAGAAAAUUAUGGUUUUUUAUUCAAAUUUCAUUCAGGCACUAGGUGAACAACUGAAGGUUCGACAACAGGUUAUAGCCACAGCAACUGUUUAUUUUAAAAGAUUCUAUGCAAGAAAUUCAUUAAAAUGCAUCGACCCAUGGCUGAUGGCGCCAACAGCAAUAUUUCUUGCAUCAAAAGUUGAAGAGUUUGGUGUAAUAUCUAACAAUAAAUUAAUGACCACAUGUCAAAGUGUUGUGAAGACCAAAUUUUCCCAUGCUUAUACUCAAGAAUAUCCUUAUAGGAUAAAUAAUGUCUUAGAAUGUGAAUUUUAUUUGCUAGAAAUGAUGGAUUGUUGUCUUGUAUUGUAUCAUCCUUAUCGUCCUCUAAUCCAAUACUGUGCAGAUUUGGGACAAGAUGAAAACUUAUUGCCUGUUGCUUGGCGGAUAGUGAAUGAUAGUCUUAGAACUGAUGUCUGUCUAAUGUACCCACCUUACUUGAUUGCACUAGCUUGUUUACACAUAGCAUGUGUGAUACAAGAUAAAGAUGGACGACAAUGGUUUGCAGAACUGUCUGUUGAUAUGGACAAAGUUCUGGAAAUUACUAAACAAAUUUUAGCUCUAUGCCUAAACCUAAAACAAACCCAACCAGGGAGCUCCAUCUUGCUGGGAAAAUGUCCUCUUAAACAAUUUCGAGGCCUUGAGUUGAGGUAUGAAGAAAAUUGUCAAGUUUUUGCAAAGGCCAACACUACAAGGACCAAACAGUCAAGAGAACAGCCAGUCAUCCCAGCCGUCCCAACCAGCCCAACAGCAGAAUCAGGCAUCAGUACAGUGACCACAGCUACUUCUGUGAUUGGAGCACACCUUAAGCAAGGUUUUUUCUCCUCUUGA